Molecule: messenger RNA, 3817 nt
Organism: Cephus cinctus (wheat stem sawfly)
Lineage: Eukaryota; Metazoa; Arthropoda; Insecta; Hymenoptera; Cephidae
Product: MOXD1 homolog 1
Exons: 9
Coding region: 418-3492 (1024 amino acids)
Biological process (GO): octopamine biosynthetic process; norepinephrine biosynthetic process; dopamine catabolic process
Cellular component (GO): secretory granule membrane
Molecular function (GO): dopamine beta-monooxygenase activity; copper ion binding
Source: RefSeq, a predicted model, not a curated record
CCUGAGAGACUGGCAUGGGGAACAGCAGGUAAGCAGCUGCGAGUAUCCACAGGGGCAGCCCGCGUGUUUAAAUUAGUCCUGGCAUAACUGCCGCGCGCGCAACAUGCAAGAACAGACAGAGGAUGUGCGUUCACGAUCACGUAAAGAUCACUGACGACAGUAUAACAGUGAUUCACGAGCGUCGUUAGUCGAUGGAUAAAUUUUUCGUGCGCGUAUUAUCGGUAGUGCAUUGAGAUUAGAUUGACUCGAAUAUAACGUGAGUUGAGAUAUAUAUAUAUAUUUUUUUUUAUAAUGCGAGAGAUCAUGCGAUCUUGUUUUUGGUGAAGACUGUGAGUUUAACAAAAUUUUUUCUACGAACAUUUUCGUUUGACUCUUCGAUUUCGGAUGUUGAUUUGAAGAGAAAAAACAAAGACGAGAAUGUUGCUAUUACGAACUGUCCUAUUGAUCUGCGUUCAUCGAAUCGUACUAUGCGAUCUUCUCGAUCUUUACGUCCAGCACAUGGACGAGACCAUGAAGACGUUGGCUUACAGAAGAAAUCAUCCGAGGAAUCUCAGGAGAUCGCGUGCCAGAAGAAACGCACCACCGGAACCCUUUUACUCUCUUUCUAAUUUCAAAAAACAAUUGUUGGAUAUUGAUGAGAAGACAGGGAGAGGUUACGACGCGAAAAAGAGCAAGAUGGUCUUUAUUGGAAAGGAUGAUGGUCUAGAUUUUCCUAACGAUCAGGAGAAUAGCGAUCCACGAGAAUAUUCUGUAGAGAUCGAUAACGACACGGCUCCUCGUAGGAAGACUAAGAAAGUCAUCAUUAAGGGGAAUGACGCUCUCGAUUUUCCGAAUGAUCAGGAAGAUAAUAAUUUUGAGGAUAAGUGGAUUCUCACGGAGGAAUUUGAUGCGCCUGGAUUCUUGCCCGAGACUGUAGACUCUAAAUCGUCUAAGGAAGUCAUUACUGAUACGAAUGGAACCGAUAUUCAGAAUUUUGUCAAGGACGUCGAAGAUCCUGUUACACUUGGAAAAACGAUAUUCAUAGAGAAGGAUGACGGUCUGGACUUUCCCAAUGACCGCGAAGAGAACCUAAAUCCUGAUCAACACGAGCCGGUGCCAACCGAAGCACAAAGUGACGAUGAGAAUUCUACGAUUAGUAUGAAUGUCUUAAUAGAGGAUUUGGAAGUGCCUACGGAAUUAGUAUCAGUAUGGGAAUCGUUGUCGAAGCCAAUCAUACCUAAAGAAGCUGCUGAUAUGACAUCCAAAACCGAACCUGAAUCGAUGAUAGAGAUCGACGAAACUGAAGAUGAGAACGAAGAUGAUAUAGAUUCGGCAUUUGAAAUGGUGGGCGAUCUGGCCUUGAAUGGUCCAGCGAUCAAGGUUCUUCCUAAGAUCGGAAAUCGAGUUCCUAAGAAAUAUGUGCCAACCUCGAAGGAAUUAAAAAUCGCGAAUAAACCUGCCAGGGAGAGACUGGUUCAUUCGAGACAUGCUCGAAGCGUUCCUGAACCAUCAUUCACACGAUAUGAGAAACUGGAUGAUGACGGUAUCGUCAUACUAGAAUGGGAUCCUAGUGACGAGGAUUUCGUCACCUUCCGAGUAACUGCUAAGACCCGAGGAUACGUGGGGAUCGGGUUCAACGAUCACAAUCAUAUGAUGGGUGCAGACAUCAUUCUGGCUUGGGUCGACGAUGAUUCCAAUGCCGUAAAUUUGCUGGACUCUCAUGGGAUCGAGGAGUCGAACGCGGCGCCGGUAACGGAUGCCUCGCAGGAUGUGGAAGUCCUCCAUAGUUCGCAAAACGGCACUCACACGAGCGUCACGUUCUCCAGGAGGUGGCAGACCUGCGACCCCCAAGAUCAUCAACUAACCGGGGACACGAUACGAGUAUUAUGGGCAAUACACGAAACCGAUCCGGAAUUAAAUACCGCGAUGUGGCACGGUGAGAAACGUGGGGGUCGUGCCCUUAGGCUUAAAGCUCCAGCCCCACAUCCUCAACCGAAAUUGGACAGUUCAGAUCUACGGCACUGGGAUGUCAAAUUGAAUCAGUUUGCGGUACCAAAUGACACCGAUACCACGUACUGGUGCAAGAUCUUCAGACCGCCGGGUCUCUUAAAGAAGCAUCACAUGAUUGGAUACACGCCGUUGGUGGAGAAGGCGAACGAGGCUCUGGUUCAUCACAUCAUCCUCUACGAGUGUGCUUCCACUGACUCGAUCCUGGCUAAACAUACCAAACUCAUCGGUGCAGACUGUUACAGUGGUACUAGACCCAAGGAGUGGUCGUCCUGCCUACAGCCUGUUCUGGCCUGGGCCCGGGGUAGUAAAGGAGAGUGGCUACCCGAACACGUGGGGAUACCUAUUUCUGAACAUGCUGAAGGGUCGUACUAUAUGCUGGAGGUGCAUUAUAAUAACCCUGGUUUCAAGAACGUCAACGACAGUAGUGGUGUCAGACUUCAUAUCACGCCUAAGUUGCGCAAGCAUGAUGCAGGUAUACUUGUUGCCGGUGUUGCUGUAAGUCCUCUUCUGGUUGUACCUCCUAGACAGAAGGAAUACGCAACAGCAGGUUAUUGUGCGUCACAGUGUACCGAUAAGAUGUUACCUGAGGAUGGUAUCAAUGUAGUCUCCGUGGUGCUGCACGCUCAUCUUGCUGGCAAACGACUUGGACUGAAACACAUACGUCAAGGGAAAGAAUUGCCAAGAAUUGUUCAAGAUAAUCACUUCGACUUCAAUUAUCAACAGUCGCAUACGCUAGAUGAGGAAGUCAAGAUUCUACCUGGUGACGAACUCGUUGCUGAAUGCGUUUACAGCACCCUGGAUAGACCUAAGAUUACUCUGGGGGGAUAUUCUGCUAAUCAGGAAAUGUGCUUGGCAUUCGUUGUACAUUAUCCUAGAACUUCGCUAGCUGGAUGUUAUAGCGUUACUCCUGUCGAGAAUCUUUUUCACACACUGGGGAUUGCUAGUUUCAAGGGUAUCUCUAUGACUGAUCUGGAAAGGCUUUUCUUGACUACUGGAACUGAUGCAAUUACUUUGCCAACGAUUCAACAACAGCAACAACCGGUUCUGCCUUAUCCACCAACAGAAGCCGAGAAAGUUGUCAUGGGAGAAACAGUAUCGGCUUUGAGAGCCAUGAAGGAAUAUAGCGAGGACGAAGAAAAUGCUAAUCUCUUCGCUAACCUCGUUAUUGAGAACCCUGAGGAAUUUCGUGGUAGAACAUUGGCUGAACAUAUGUUAGAUAUGCCCUGGAGAGAGGAAUUACUGGUCAAGUCGAUAGAGAGUAGUCUUUAUUACGGAGAACACAUGACCUAUUGUAGAAAAAGGGAUGACACAUUACCCUUACCUGGGGCUAUUCAGAUGUUCCCGAAUUUUACGGCCCUACCGGAAACGAACGACACUAAUAUUUGUAGUGAACUAAUGGCGAUUUCCGGUAGUGAAAACAUAUGGACCAACAGUCCACUUUUUAAAGUGCUUAUCAUCUUGACACUCUCAAUUUCACAAUGGCGUCUUCUCGUUCGAUUCUAGAGAAGAGUAAAACCAAAAGGAAAUUCACUUGUCCCGAAAACCUUUGUAUAUUUUCAAAUCUGUAAAUCGGCGCUAUUAAUUUAUACAAAUACUUUCUCGAUUGUAAUUAAAUAAUUAAUUCAAUCGACUAUUCGAACUGGGUUGUGGUCGAAUUAGCCUCCUACGACCAUGUAAUUUAAAUUGAACCAAGGCGACAAAAUUUGGAAAAUUUUGCGCGAAGGAGCGUGACCCGUGUACAUAUAUUUAUAAGCAGUAUUUUAAUGUAGCCUGACCGCAGAUGCUUUGUAAUGCGUGUUUUGUAUAAAAUAAAAUGGAAAUAAGAGUA